Molecule: messenger RNA, 668 nt
Organism: Gastrolobium bilobum
Lineage: Eukaryota; Viridiplantae; Streptophyta; Magnoliopsida; Fabales; Fabaceae
Exons: 3
Coding region: 26-550 (174 amino acids)
Source: RefSeq, a predicted model, not a curated record
UGAGAAUUGGUAAAGUAGAAGGAAAAUGGAUAAAGCUCUCACUAAACUGGGAGGAUUUUGGAUCUCCAAGAAAGCCAAGAAAGAGAUUUCCAAUAUUACGGACGACCUAUCUUCUUUCUCAAAUACUGUUGAAGAGAAGGCAAAACUUUUCAUCAACAAACUUAAAGGUAAAUCCAUGAAAGCUUUACCAGAUCUCCUUCGAGAGUACAACCUUCCUUCCGGUCUGUUUCCCCGCAACAUAACAUGCUAUGAGUUUGAUGAAUCAAAAGGAAAGUUGAUAGUGUACAUGUCCUCCCCCUGUGAGGUGUGCUUCAAGGACUCAUCCAUUAUAAGAUAUGCAAAUCGGGUCAAAGGGACAUUGUCAAAGGGGAAGCUCAUUGUUACAGAUGGAAUGAAGACUAAGGUUUUGGUGUGGGUCAAGGUCACUAGUGUUGCUGUUGAGAGUUACAAGUCUGACAAAUUAUGGUUUACUACUGCUAGUGUGAAGAAAUCAAGGCCCAAAGAUGCCUAUGAAAUGCCUCGUGAAGCUAUUAACGUGGAAGAAUUUUGAGGCACUUUAUAUCCUACUUAUACUGAGUCAUGAUAGUACACUUGGAAAUAUACAUUUGACAUUGUGAACUAUGAUGUUAAAUAGCUCACGUUAUGGAUUUGCAAUAUCAAUAAUAUUA